AUGGCAGCACAGGAAGUGACAGCCGUUUGGAAGGGCUACAGACUAACUAGGGCCUAUGAACCACUGAAAAUCCUUUCAGAGGAGGACACUGGGGAUCCUGAGCGGACGGGAGGGCCAGGCCCCCGGCGGAGGCCAGGCCGUGGCAAGGCCGCAGAAGGGGCGCACGGGCGGCUGCUGACCGACUACCCGCGGCGCUGCGCCCGGGAGCCCGGCGUCCCCAAGCCGCCGCCAUCCAUGCCCGAGGCCGCUGUGCUGUGCGGCGCGGCCGCCAACCCACGGCAGCUGCUCGGGUCCUUCUCCCCCGACGCCGGCCACCAGGGGAACCGCGUGGAGCUGAUGGCGCAGAUGGUGGAGGCCGUGCUCUCCGACAGCCGCGGCCUCAGCUGGGGCCGCGUGGUGGCGCUCGUGACCUUUGCUGGGACGCUUCUGGAGAGAGGGCCGCGUGUAACCGCCAGGUGGCGGAAGUGGGGCCUCAAACCGCGGCCUAAGGACACGGAGGAGGAAGGCGCCCAGGACCGCCAGCUCUUGGUGGACUUGCCGUGCGCUGGGCUCGUGGUGCGCCCCGCCUGGCUGCAGGCUCAGGCAGGCCGGGAUGGCUUUUGUCUCUUCUUCAGGACACCGUUACCACUAGCGUUUUGGAAAAGACUGCUGGUCCAGGCUUUUUUGUCAUGCUUUUUAGCAACGGCCUUCAUCUAUUUCUGUACAUGA
Messenger RNA from Cynocephalus volans (Philippine flying lemur), 708 nucleotides. RefSeq names its product BCL2 like 10 (gene BCL2L10). Gene Ontology annotation, biological process: regulation of apoptotic process. The record is from RefSeq and is a predicted model, not a curated record. Lineage: Eukaryota; Metazoa; Chordata; Mammalia; Dermoptera; Cynocephalidae.